Molecule: messenger RNA, 664 nt
Organism: Solea senegalensis (Senegalese sole)
Lineage: Eukaryota; Metazoa; Chordata; Actinopteri; Pleuronectiformes; Soleidae
Product: tripartite motif-containing protein 66-like
Exons: 4
Coding region: 6-494 (162 amino acids)
Molecular function (GO): protein binding
Source: RefSeq, a predicted model, not a curated record
AGAACAUGCAGUUCUAUGGUGGAGUCAAAGCUCCGUACACUUUGUCCAACCAGGACCAGAGGAGAUGUGAGAAGCUGACUCUGCUGUUGUACUGUCACCUGCUCAGCGCUCCAUUUCAUGAACCUGUCAGCCCUCUGGCCCGGAACUACUACCAGAUCAUCAAGAGACCCAUUGACCUGUCAGUGAUCCGCAGGAAACUGGACAAGAGUGAAACCCUGCACUACUUCAGUGCCGAGCAGUUUGUCGAUGACGUCCUGCUGAUGUUCAAGAACUGCGCUACAUUCAAUUAUCCAGACUCUGAGGUGGCUCAGGCCGGUCGAAACCUGGAGUUGUUUUUCUUCAGCAAACUGCAGGAGAUUUUCCCGGACAGGACGUUCCCAUCGACGAGUCAGGACAGAACAGACUCGGCUCGACUCCGGUGGCAGACAAGGAAGAGGAAGGAAAACCAGAAGAGGAAGAGAUACAUGUUUAGUGGGAAGAAAUAUUAUCUAUAGUUUUUACAUUGUUGUGCUAAAAAGCCUUGUUGAGAACUGUGAUAAUCAAUUUACUUUCACCUUUUUAAUGGAAACAAAUCAUGCAAUGGGGAGACAGAAACUUGUCGUGUCAUUUUCACAUCAGAUGAGAAAUAUUUUUUCCUCAAAGAAAUAAAAUACUCUUCACAUUA